UUGACGUCCAACAUUUUGUUUUGAUGUGUCUAAAAUGUGUCAAAAAAUUUAUGUCAACCUUCUAGAAGUUCCGAAAUGUAAUAAUAUGUGUUAAAUUCCGAAUAAAUUAUGAGUCGAGAGUAUGAGAGAGAGCAGAUGCCCCACAGAUUCAUCGGUCUCGAAUGAUCGGGAAGAAAAAAAUCCGGUGUCGCGGGGUAGCCAUCUCCUCUCGGACAUCUGCAAGUAUCUUGACGUAUCGCCAAAUAAUAAAAAUCGCAAAUCAUCAUCGCCGCCGCGGGAAAACGUCGAGCUCGGUCUUGAAAUCGAAAUCAACGAGAGUUUAAAAAGAGUUUUAACGACACCCAACAGUGGUAGCGAUGACCUCCUCGACGUUACCAUCAUCCGGCCGUCCGAAUCCGACGUCACCCAUGAAACGACGGUCGCACUCAACAAAGAUGAAGUUCGCGAUUUUAUCUCGUUGGUUGAACAACAUCACCAGAAUAAAUUAAAAAGUGGGAAAUCAAAGAAAGGUGUUGCAAAGAAGAGUGAUGUCCCAGAUCAUAUCCCAUCAACAAAACAGAAAGUGAUUAGUCUUAAAAAUGAAAUUGAGGAGAAUAGGAAUGAAAAGCCUGGGACACCGUGCGUUUGCCAACAUUGUGGGAUCAUGGGGGUGCUUGUUCAAUCGAAUAAAGCUGAGAUUCGUAAAGAUAAGAGUAAUCGAGAUGAUAAAGAAGAUAAAGAUGAUAAGAGGGGGCGAAGAGAGCGAAGCCCAGAUCAACCAAGAAGCUCAAAAGAUUUCAAAAAUCAACGAUCGGUUGUUGAUGCAAAUACAAAGUCGCAAGAUCAACUCACACUUCUUCGCGAAAUUAAUUCUAGGAUUAAGGAUUUAGAAAAAAGGAUAACAGUCCAAGAAGAAAACGCUGUGCCAAGAGAUUAUCUAAAACACGUUUUGCACAAAUUACUUAGCCAGUAUAAAGACCAACAGAAACCACAAAAUUUAAGAAAUACAGGAACUCAAUAUAUAGUUGAGCACAAAGAAAAAUAUCCCCAACAAGCCCCACAACAAGUCCCACAACAACCAACGAAAAAAGAUGGAAAAUCGAGGCAUUAUCAAGUACACACUUUGUUGCAUACAACCACAGCACCAACAGGAAUUCCUAAAUUAGGGAUUGGGGAGCCUUCAACGACAUCUCAUAACACCUCAACUGAUUUAGGGAUUAGUUCAGGGUCAAAAUUGAAGAAGCAACCGCUUUAUUUUUGGGGAGAAGAGGUGGUCUCCCCAGGUUGUGACUUAAAAACGAAAAUUUUGAAUCUUCUUGAUGAAAAAAUGGGGAAUAAAAAUGUUCCCCAAUCGAGGAUUCCGAUUGCUUUGCCAGAAAAGCUCCCGAAAACUGCAGAAGAAGAAAUUAAAGUUGAACGAGAUGAGAAUCUUUUAUUUUUGGGCAAAAUGGACGAAAUCUCUCCUUGUAACAUCGAUGAUUAUGUACAAAGAUCGAGACCACCGGAAAUAAUAAGAGCAGAAAAAAAUGUUGCGCAACAAAAUAAUUACCAAAAUGGGUUUAAUGUUGUUCCAGAAUCUUUGAGACCUGAUUUAAAAAUGAAACAUAAUCAGAUGAAACCAAAUCCGCCAUCUUAUGUUAAACCGCCGAAUUUGUUGUAUCCUUUUGAUCCAAAACGAACGUUGGAUGAUUCAACUUUUAGGAGGAACAUAGACGCCCAUAAAGAAAGGUUGAGGGAGAAACCGAAAAUGCCAGAAAAAUUUUUUAAUGGUUACCUCACUCAAAGUGGAAGUUCAGAAUCGAAAGCUUCGAUGGAUAUGAUAAUGCAAAAAAUAAGACAUAACAAUCAAGUUGUAGAAAAUAAAGAGAAAGAAAAAAAAGUAGCUGAGGAAAAAUACAAGAUGAGUCAUUACGAAAAAUUAGCAAGCUCUAUAAUUAAAGAAAAAAUGACUUGUGGGGGGUUUCGAACCACAAAAGGGGUUGUUCAGGAAACGAAUUCUUUUUCAGUUCCGGUCGAUAUCACGUACGUGAACCCUAAAAUAACUCAAUGGUCAGAAGAAUCAACAGCGUCGGAAGAUCGAUAUAUGAAAUUUAUGAAACCGAAUCAACGCAAAGAUUCAAUACCAGUUGAAACUAAAGAAUCCCUCAUUUAUAAAUUAGAAUUUUUAAAAAACUUAGCAAAACAUAAAAGUGCAGACCAAUCAAAAGUAUUAAACAAAAUUUGGACGCAAGCUAAAAAAACGGCAAAAUCAAAGAACGACGCUGUGUUUAUAAAGAUUCCUUUUAAAAGUGUUAACACGGUGGAGCCAAGAAACAACGUCAUCGAAAUGCAGUUGACGUUGGAGCAGCUAGAAACCGUGGUGAAAUCGGUUAAAGUGAAUGAUUCGACCACGAAGAUGAUUGCCAAAUACAAAUCUUCGAGUGAAAUCGAUAUCGGGCAAAGACAACACGAAGAAAUUAGAAAGGCGAAUAUGGAGGUUCUUAAUAAGCGGAGGAAUUUUAGCGCUAAAAGUGGGAGGAAAAAAUGAUUGUUUUUGAUUUUUUUUUAUUAAAAAUUAAAAUGAUGGUGAUUGUUGUGUUGGGUGUAGUCUUUGUUGUUGUGUGUUUAAGGUGACGAAUUUAAUGUGUCGAAGGCUUUAUUUUUUUGUUUAUAACAGUUAAAAAAAAAUAAUAAAUAGUAAUUUAAUUUAA
Onthophagus taurus is the source of this 2669-nucleotide messenger RNA. RefSeq lists its product as uncharacterized. Lineage: Eukaryota; Metazoa; Arthropoda; Insecta; Coleoptera; Scarabaeidae. The record is from RefSeq and is a predicted model, not a curated record.